CGGAUUAAAUAAUAAAGUUCAAAAAAUAUUUUCUUUAAUCUUUUGUCGAAGAAUAGAAAUGUGGACCGACUGUCAAUUCUAAAAGUCGUAUAAAAACUCGCAAGCUUGGAAGCACCACUUCAAUUUCUCAGAUCACCGAGAUCCGCCAUUUCUACACUCCGAGCUCCCAGCCUUCUCGAGGAGAGAUAGAAUCUAGAGAGAUAAAUAAGGUGUUUAGGAGAGAGAAAACUUGAGCGACUGAAAAGAUGUCUUCGUUCGACACCUUCAGCAACGACGGCGAUGAGCUCAGACCCUCUGAUCGUCCCUUCGACGACGGCUACAUGGGCUACGACCCUCGCCUCCCUUCACAGCGCUUCGAUCCCUCCGCCUUCACCAACGCUUCCGACGAUUACUCUGCCGUCGAUGAGGUCACCGUUGAGUCUGAGGAGGUGGAGGACGAUUCUUCAAUGCCUUUUGGUGGUGGAAACCCUAAUUAUGCUGAAUCGCCGUUUGGUGAUCCGAUCCCUGUUUCAAAUGGUAAUGGGAAGCCCUAUGAUUUGGGAGCUGAUGAAGAUGGUGUUUUCUCCUCUGAUGGUCCUAUUCUUCCUCCUCCUGAUCAGAUGAAUGAGGAAGGGUCUGCUCUUCGCGAGUGGCGCCGUCAAAAUGCCAUUAGGCUGGAGGAAAAGGAAAAGAGGGAAAAAGAAAUGAGGAUGCAAAUCAUUGAAGAAGCUGAGGAGUACAAACGUGCAUACUUCGAGAAGAGAAAACUUAACACUGAAACCAACAUAAAGAACAAUAGGGACAAAGAGAAGAUAUACUUGGCUAAUCAAGACAAGUUCCAUAAAGAAGCAGAUAAACAGUACUGGAAAGCAAUAGCAGAACUCAUUCCUUAUGAGGUUCCUACCAUUGAGAAGAGGAGAGGAAAGAAGGAAGAUGACAAGAAGGCAUCAAUCACUGUUAUCCAAGGUCCAAAGCCUGGGAAGCCCACUGAUAUGGGAAGAAUGAGACAGAUAUUGGUGAAACUGAAGCAUACACCACCACCUCACAUGAUUCCACCAAAACCCGAGCCUGCCAAGGAUGGCAAAGAUGGAAAGGGAGAGAAAGAUGCCAAAACUGGUAAAGAUUCAACGAAAAAGCCCUCUGGUUCUGAAAAGAGUGCCUCUCCCGGUGUUUCUCAAAAGUCCGAAAAGGAGAAUUCAACCCCAGAAGCCGAGAAGCCAGCCCCAGAAGCUGAGCAGCCAACUCCAGAAGCCGAUCAGCCAACCCCAGAAGCCGAGCAGCCAACCCCUGAAGCCGAGCCAGUAGCAAUUGCUUGAUUGGUUUAUACAUGAAUAUGUUUGUCCAAAUCUCUCUUUUUGCUUGUUUUAUUUUUCAUACGGGAUCCUAAUUUCACACUCUUCUGAUCUCCCGAUGUCUUGUAUUAAUGGAGAAGGGAAAUGAUGUAGUUUUGUUUCCAUGCGCAGCAGUGUCCAUGAGACUUUCCGUCUUUCUUCUCAGGCGUAGAGUUUAUUAUUCUUUAGUUCUCUCAUUUGGGGAAUUGGUAUCCAGGUUUUUGGAUUUUGUUUUUCGUGUUUGUGUCACAUAAACUUAAAAACUCAUUGCUCCUUGAGAACUGUUGCUGUAACAAUGUCAAUUUGUUCAUUUUUUGUAGCCAGUUAUAUUGUUUAA
Molecule: messenger RNA, 1647 nt
Organism: Spinacia oleracea (spinach)
Lineage: Eukaryota; Viridiplantae; Streptophyta; Magnoliopsida; Caryophyllales; Amaranthaceae
Product: clathrin light chain 2
Exons: 3
Coding region: 246-1295 (349 amino acids)
Biological process (GO): clathrin-dependent endocytosis; intracellular protein transport
Cellular component (GO): plasma membrane; clathrin coat of trans-Golgi network vesicle; clathrin coat of coated pit
Molecular function (GO): structural molecule activity; clathrin heavy chain binding
Source: RefSeq, a predicted model, not a curated record